Messenger RNA from Physella acuta, 724 nucleotides. Its product is annotated as hepatic lectin-like. NCBI's taxonomy places the organism in Eukaryota, Metazoa, Mollusca, Gastropoda, Physidae. The record is from RefSeq and is a predicted model, not a curated record.
AUGAGGUACAAGGUAUUCCCAUCUGACAUGUAUAUGACAGGUUCAAGCCAAUGGGACGGUGCUAAAGUGGUGGACGGAAAAUGUUAUCUGCUGGUACUAACAUCACUGAAGUGGGGCGAAGCUAAGCAAGCAUGUGAGGAUAUUGGAGGAACUCUUGCAACAGUGGCAUCAGAUGCUCUUAUAUCUGACAUCAGUACAGCCUUUAACUUUUUCGAGAACGGUUACUGGAUUGGUCUAAACGACAUAGCAACUGAAGGAACAUACGUGUGGACUGAGGACGGGAGCACGGCUAGUGGAAUCAGUAGCCUGUGGGGUGAAGACAGACCAGUAACUUCCCCGGACAACGAAUUUGACUGCAUCUACGUCGACGAAACUAACAAGUUUUUAGACGUACAAUGUGGUGUUGUUUCAACCUACUAUCUGUGCGUGGAACCCAAUUCGUCUACGACAAAAUGCCCUGAUCCAACAAUAACAACGGAAGCUUCUGCCAAUGGAACGACGCCACCAGCUGCUACAACGUUGGCUUCUGCAACCACUACAACUACAAUGUUUUACUCUAGGAAAGCAUUGCAAGAAAGGCUAACACAACAAAGGUUCUCAAAUGCUGUUUGACAAGUUCCGUACAGAGCUGAUUCCUACAUCAUUCUAAACUUACUUUUUAAGUUCCUUUCCAAAAUAAAUCAUCUUAUUUCGGUCUGUUAAAUAUUUUAACUGUCGAAUUUUA